GUUUGAUAUUAUGAUAAUUGACCCGAAAUAAAGCUGUGAGAAACAAAUGGGCCGUAUAAGUCCUUUUAGCCGCGAGGGAUCAGUUUCUAUCAGGAGCGAGAACGAGCAGGAGCAAAAAGUGACAACUGCAGUUUGGCAAGUCAGGACUUGGUAUGACGAGUUUCUCUCGUGGAAUCCGGAGGACUUCGGAAACAUUCGAGACAUCCGGGUGAAGAAGAGUCGCAUCUGGUUUCCCGACUUAGUCGUCACCAACACGAUCCAGGUGCAAGAACCAGAUAUCAAGAUCAAACUGAACUACACGGGGGAAUUAAUGUGGGACAGUGCUCUGGUGCUGGAGACCAGUUGUCACAUCAAUGUCAAGUUCUUCCCAUACGACCACCAGUUCUGCCAGAUUCUCAUUG
Molecule: messenger RNA, 401 nt
Organism: Symsagittifera roscoffensis
Lineage: Eukaryota; Metazoa; Xenacoelomorpha; Acoela; Convolutidae
Product: acetylcholine receptor non-alpha chain-like
Exons: 4
Biological process (GO): nervous system process; signal transduction; monoatomic ion transmembrane transport
Cellular component (GO): plasma membrane; synapse; neuron projection
Molecular function (GO): excitatory extracellular ligand-gated monoatomic ion channel activity; transmembrane signaling receptor activity; transmitter-gated monoatomic ion channel activity involved in regulation of postsynaptic membrane potential
Source: RefSeq, a predicted model, not a curated record